Plectropomus leopardus (leopard coralgrouper) is the source of this 711-nucleotide messenger RNA. RefSeq names its product Sin3A associated protein 18 (gene sap18). NCBI's taxonomy places the organism in Eukaryota, Metazoa, Chordata, Actinopteri, Perciformes, Serranidae. Gene Ontology annotation, molecular function: transcription corepressor activity; transcription factor binding. Gene Ontology annotation, cellular component: nucleus. The record is from RefSeq and is a predicted model, not a curated record. Gene Ontology annotation, biological process: negative regulation of DNA-templated transcription.
ACCACACCGGAAACGGAAACGACCUCAGUCCCAUUCGUUGUUUUAGCUUCGAUAAAAUAUCCCAGCACGUUAGAAGUCGGUACCUAAAAUCAUAAAUAUAUCAGUGAAAACCUUAAAAUGGCCCUUGAAUCGCGGAUCACACAGGAAGAGAUCAAGAAGGAACCAGAGAAGCCCAUUGACCGGGAGAAGACCUGCCCGCUUCUGCUGCGAGUAUUCACCACCAACAGUGGCAGACACCACCGACCAGACGAGUUCGCCCGUGGAAACGUUCCCUCGAGCGAGCUGCAGAUAUACACGUGGAUGGAUGCUACUCUGAAGGAACUAACCAGCCUGGUGAAGGAAGUGCAUCCAGAGGCCAGAAAAAAGGGGACCAACUUUAGCUUUGCUAUAGUCUACCCAGACCCCAGAGGGAAAAUGUACCGGUUGAAAGACAUCGGCAACACCGUGUCAGGCAGAAAGGGCCCAGAUGACUCCAUGACGUUGCAGUCUCAGCGCUUCCAAAUUGGAGACUAUCUGGAUAUAGCAAUCACACCGCCCAACAGAGCCCUGCCCCUUAACACACGCAUGAGGCCUUUCUGAACAUAUAAAACGUGACAUAAAUCGACACACAUCAAACUGUUUUUUGUUGUUCUUUUUCAUUGCCUCAUCUUGGAUGGUUUUUGCCUCAUUUUAUAGAAUGUGACAUGUAUUAAAGUUGUCGUUUUUUCCAAA